Dermacentor albipictus is the source of this 9702-nucleotide messenger RNA. RefSeq lists its product as uncharacterized. NCBI's taxonomy places the organism in Eukaryota, Metazoa, Arthropoda, Arachnida, Ixodida, Ixodidae. Gene Ontology annotation, cellular component: intracellular anatomical structure. The record is from RefSeq and is a predicted model, not a curated record. Gene Ontology annotation, molecular function: helicase activity; zinc ion binding; RNA nuclease activity.
GGACGUGGUCUCGGAAUAAACGACGUCUAGAAAGCACCGCGAACGCGUUACGUCUCCUACGAGGUACGCACGCUCCGAUCGCUAUAGGCUACGUGAUCUGGCGCUAUACUCUCAGCAUGAAAAGCUGGACCGCACGCCCGCUGUAGCUCAAUCGAAGAAAACUGUCAAACUCGCGGGCUGCGUUCUCUACCACAACAUUUAAUAGCGCAUCGCGUACAUCACAGGGGCUUCGCCCAGCGCUCUCCAUGGCGAAUCGUUCGCGCAGAAACGCGACGCGGCUCAGCUGAACGGCAGUGACAGAUAGCAGACCCUACUGCAGAACUGCCCGCGUCCAGCACGCGCGCAUAUGCUACUCGCGCACACACUGCAAUAAGCCAGACAUCACAUCGCCGCUCCUCUCGCUCGCCUAUUUCCUUCAAGACUAAUCACGUCUCUAUAGCGACGCCGAGUGGUUAUCAGCGCGCGAGCCGUUCAGCGCAUGACCACCGCCGAUAUUCGCGAUAUCCUUUCGUCACCGAGGCCUCGCUGUGCGACGGUGCCGCGGCUUUCACAGCGCUCAUCUCAGCCACAUACGAGGGACGUCGGCAGAAACUGAGCACGGUCGCCAGAUGCAUAUGGGAUCGCGACACUUGCUGGAAGACGUGAGUGCAUCCUGCUCUACACUAUGAAUCGACAUGGUGACUACCGGGCAAGGGACCACUACCAGGCACGCCACCGCUAUGGAGCCAGCGGAGGUGCAUUUGAAGAAACCAGUUUUCGCGGACCACCGCCAGCUCGCGGAGGAAGAUUUGGAGGCCAGGUGGACUUGCGAGCCGAGAGCUACUCAAACAGGCCCGAUUACUACGAUCCCGCAUGGCAAUACGGUGCCAGCCGAGGAGCCCGACACCCAAUGGGUCCCCCCGGUGAUAUUCACCAACGUCAGCACUAUGGCUACGGCGGGACCGGCGGCUACAACAACCAGCGAUAUGAGCAUGGCUCGCCCCGCCACGGUUACGCGGGCGGAGCACGAGGUCGUGAGCUGCACGACCGCGGUAGGUCUCCUCGAGACGCUGCACAUCCGAGAAGAGGACGCGGCGGUGGGUGGAGCAGUUGGUUGGACACUCCAGGCCACCGUCGUGAGGGUAACGUGCCGUUGACCGCCGGCGAGAGCUUGCUGCACUUCAAACGAGCUGUGCGUCGUAUGAACAACGAUUGCGACCGGUCGGUGCUCUCCGAAAGCUGCGCGCACAGCGUUUCCGAGGUCAGCGACGCCAGGAGUCAGUACGCCGACGGCGACUACGCGACGCACCGACACGCUGGCUUCACCGCCCGGCAUGGCAACGACGGCGAAAAUGCGGCUUCCUCUCGCGAGCGGAAGGAUUUGGUCGACCGAACGGAAGCUGUCAUCAAACGCAGAGUUCCGUUGCAGAGGAACGUCAGCUUCGAGCCGUGCCGGCCGGUCGCGGCGGGUGCUUCGUUGUUGACCAGCAUGAUCAGCGUCUUCUGGGACAUCGAGAACUGCGCGGUGCCCAACGGAGUUCCGGCGUACGAGAUCGUGCUCAAGGUGCGCCAAAGGUUCUACGCGGGAUACCGCGAGGCGGACUUUGUGGUCGCCUGCGAUACCGCGCGCAUGAGCCCUGCCGUGAUCGCCGAGCUAAACGAGGCACUGGUGACGGUGAUACACGUUCCGGGUGACCAGAAGAACGCGGCCGACGAGAAGCUUCGCACUGUGCUGCGCCGCUUCUCGGACGCACACAAGUUGACGGGCUCGCGCAUCGUGCUCAUCUCGGGCGACGUGGACUUCGCGGCCGAAAUACACGAGAUGCGGUACACGGACCACAUCGACGUCGUGCUCAUUCACAACGAACAGGCCAAGAGAGCGCUGAGGGACGCGGCGAACGAGAGCAUCAGUUACAGCGCGUUCCUGGCGGACCUCAAAAGCAGCUAUGGAUCAAAGGCAGCCAAAGCGCUUUCGUCCGGCCUUCGAAAUGAAGGAAAAGACAAGGAAAGAAAGAACGACCUGAAGAAGAGCGUUGCGUCAGUCGGCGCCCGUGUUCAAGAAGAUAAAAUGAUAGAGAAAGUGACGAAGAUAAAGAAUCAAGCCCCAGACACAGGCGAGCACCCAUCCUUCCGCACGAAAGUGGGUUUACUAGUUCCCAGAGAGCCUACUAACGCGGUAUAUUGGAAAGAGUACUUGUCGCACCUCAACGUACCACAGGAUUUUACACUCGAGGUUGCCUGCGGCGGCAAAGACAUCGUGUGCCUCGUUUAUCCAAGCGCCACCAAGGCGAGGGAAGCAGUUGAAGCUCUCAACCAUCCGCUAGUGGAUGACGAGGACGUGCCGGUCUGCUUAGGAAUAAUUUCAAAAGACACCACUCAAGAAGUCGAAAAAUUAACACCAGAACAGCCGAGUCGGGCUUCGAAGGUUAAAUCUGCAAUAACUAAUCACAAAGCGAAACUUGAAGCUGUGAAGAAAAGAAUUCGUAGCCUUCAGGGAGACGAAAAAACUGCGCCAAUGUUACAGGCGGCGUAUGAAUAUCAGGCCACAAUUUACGAGGCUCAGCUGACCCAUUUCUUGAAGAUCAUUUCUGAUUUGCCUCAGUCGCCUCAACAAGCUGACGACGCCACAGCCACUGAAAUCGCUAGGCUCAAAAGGGGCUCAGUCGUUUACAGCGUAAAAUCAACAAUUCUCGAAACUUUGUCUGGGCGCAAAGUAGUGUUCCUGAUCUCGUCACCGGGAUCCGAAGCAGCACUCGAAGUGGCGUCGUAUGCGCAAGAUUUGAACUUCCGUGUCCUUAGUGUACAAGCCAGUGAUUUCACAGCCGAGCAGUGCUCGAAACACGCGGGAUCUGUGAGCGGAUUGGGACCCGUGCAUUGCUGGCUCAGCACUACCGAAAAGGUCAACUCUGAAAACGCAGUUGUUUUCACUAGCGCGCGACACUUCUUUCAAGAGUUUCUUCGCCGCGAUAUGGAACUCUUUGACUUCCAGGCCAUCAUCGUCGAUGAGCUGCAAGAAGACACCGCUUACCAGCGGGCUGUGCUGGCAAUAAUCCGGAAAUAUUUCGUGUCUAAAGUCGGUGUAGUCUUGUGCGGCAAUCAGUCCGAUGCCUGCGGACGGAUCCAAGAGGAGUUUUGUCUAGAAACCGACAUUAUCCGGUGCGUCCUCACGUUUCCAGUAGAUGUCAUCUGGAAAGGCAAGCCGACAAAUAGAGUGAUGGCAUGUGUCUGCACAGCUUUCGAAUUCUGCCAGACGGCAGAAGCACCGGCCGGCGGAGACGUUCUUGUGUUUCUUCCAUCCCUCGCAGACGCUAUUCUUGCGGAUGGCUUUUUGGGUCAGAAAGUUCGGGAGGAAAAGUUUGACGUGGCUAUUGCCCACGAAGUAUUGUCCUCUAGCUGGACAAAAUUUCCUCUCAAGAACGACCCUCUGCGGAAAGCAUGCUGGAGGGUGAUCUUUGCCGUGGAAUGUCCCGACGCAGUCGUGAGUGCACUGCGUGUGCGUUGCGUCGUUGACAGUGGCCUAACGCUGAAGACCGUUUACCGGUCUGGAAUUUUCGUCAUGCAGCUCGCUUACGUCACUGAAACUGAGGCAGAAGGGAGAAGAUAUUUAGCAGGAACACACGAAUGCGGGACUUGCUACCGCCUCUACAGUAGAGCUGCAUUAGUCCCUUCAUCGCCAGCUCACUUACACAGCUCGAAGUACUUGGAGGACAUAGUUCUUCGUCUUUUCACCCAGCAGAAGACCUCCGACGCUCUCUUUGUCAAUGAGCUCCCUAAGACGCUGCUGGAUGAAGUAAAAACUGCCCUUAAACAGAUCGGGGCGUUAGACGGUGAAGGACAAGCGACUGACCUGGGCGCUAGGCUGUGUCAGACGAGUCUACAGCCCCGACUUGGCAUGCUUGUGCUGUGCUCAAUGGGCAAGGCUCCCUCCCUGGACUCGAUUCUACUUUCACUCCUUGUCUUCGAAGACUUGCUUGUGGCUUACAGGCCGCUGAAAGAAGGCGGUAAUCAGCGCGACUUCCCUGUGUCCGACGGAUCCAGCGUCUUUUCAGGGGUGAUUCAGCUGUACAAGAACUGGCUGGUUGUACCCAAGAAAAUGAAAAGCUCUUGGUGCGAUGUGCAUGACGUGAACGAAGCCUUCAUGAACUACCUUCACAACGCCGCUCGAAGUAUCCAGCAGGAGUUCACCGAGUUCAAAGGCAGAAAUCUCGGUGCCGAUUCAGCAAAGGAGGAGAAAAACGCUACAAUCACGUUAGGUGAACUGCUUGCACAGUCUUUUCCCCAAGGCCUGCUGCAAGCGGACCAACACGGUUACAAACACCCCACUUUGGGCGAUCACUUGCAGGUAUCGCCAUUGUCGCUAUUUGAUACCGAGGCGAUGGAACCGAAGAACGUCGUCUGUUGUCUAUUCGCUCAAGUUCAUGGCGAUAACACGGUAAAGCUACUCAACUUCGCCGCUUUGCCGGAGUCCUUUUGUAAGCGCGAACCGACCGGUGAAGUUUACCGUGCAGAAGAAACGAAUGAGGAACUUGUGGAACGAUUUGGUCCCGUGGGAAAGCUAAUCUGGAACCAUCAGUUCAACUCGACAAGUGCGCUGCAGGUCAUUGAGGAAAAGCUGCGAAUAGCCACAGAUGACAGUAAGGGUCACCUCGAACGGGACGCAGUGAGACAGUGUGUCGUGAUAAGAGGACAAGAAAAGUACUGCUUCGAAGCUCUACAGUGCCUUCGGAGCAUCGUCAGCGAGCAGGUAACAAAACUGUCCAGAAAGGACCGGGAAGUCUUUCUCACACCGGCUAGAUCUCCCUACGAGGAACGUCCCGUGCUCGCCGUUCUCGGCAUCGGAGGUCACAUCGACGAACUGCUCGCGCCGACUGCCUUCCGGACUAUACUAGCGUACGACGUGAGGGUGACGCACUCCGAGUUUUGCAGAAGGGUGAACGAACUGGGAGAGAUAGUCCUGUACCGCUACAUGAAAGAAGACGCCACCUUUGAGAUCACCUAUAAAACGGCGCGAGAAGCCGACAGUGCCUACCGCACGCUCUCUGAACAGGGCGGCGACCUAAAAGUAACCGUUAAGGGCGACUCUCUCGAGUACCGUGAAGAGCAAAGGGAGCGAAGACCAGCGUUCCACGCCCAAAUCUCACUACCUCGCCGUCUGUGCUCGGGGACCGCGUUUGCCCAGUUGCCGGACCAGGAAUCGCACGACCGCGUGGUGGCGCGGCUGCCCCUCAGAGUCCGCUUUGACAACAACACAGUGACUAUCCAUCGCGACAAGAAGGUAUCCUGCCAAUUGUACAUCACGGGCUUGCCUUCGACGGCGAGCCAGUCGGCGCUGGAAGGUCUUAUACGCUCGUCGCUAGCAGUAGACGUCAAGAAGGUAAGCCUCGUACGUGAAGCUGCACGCAAGACGCCUGUCGAGAAGCUGCGAGCAUUAGGGGACGCUGUACAGAAACUCUUUGACGAAGAACUCCAUGAACGCAGUCCCAAACUGGUUCUCAACACUCCGAGGAUGGAAGAUUAUAUUGAGAAAGGGUGGCUCUGCUUCGAGGAUCCCAACGCAGCUCAGGGCGCCUGCACGUUGCUCCGGGGCUCGCCAGUUCCCGUCGACCGGAAAGCUGAGGACGGUGUUGCCACGUUGCCGAUGGCGAUACACAUUCUCGUGGAGGAAACACUGUACUUCCCAUGCUCCUUCUUCGAAGCGAUUCAGGGCCAAAUCGAAGAGGAGCUUCGUCGUCAAGAAGGACUUCGUCCUGAGGAUAACAUCAAGUGCGACGCGACACCUUGCGGUGAAAGUGCGGUUCGCGUCAAGCUAAAGGCUAACAACCUCAACGAUUUUCACAAGGCUGUGCACCUUUUCAACAGAAUGAUCCUGGGCCCCGACGCCCCGCGUGUCGACUCCCGCGUGCGCCCUGAGCGAGUCGUGGAAGUGUUGAAGGCCGUGGCGCCCGACGGUGGCAUCUACGUGUACCGCAAGCCCGGCGACGCCCGCUUGGUUGGCGAAGCGCAGCUUGUCGCGGCAGCCAGCGAGAUGCUGAAGAGGCACACCAAGGCAUGGGAGAAGCGGCAGAGGAAGAGAUUGGCACUCGUCGGAGAAGGGUUUACUGUGCUGAAGUCCUUCAUCGCCACAUUUGGGGAUGACCCUUGGUACCUAGCCAGAGAAUGCAAGCUGGAUGCUGCCACGUUCGAUGGUCAGUUCGAAACGGUCGAGAUUCUCGGAACAGAUGCAGCUAUCAUAGCGGCCGAACGACUUGUGAGCCAGCUGCCGAAGAGUAGAGUGGACGAAAAAUCGACGGCCGAUGCCGGAGAGCGCUGCCCCAUCUGCCGACUGCCACCAGGCGACGCUCAAAAGGACCGGCUCUCAGGGAGUGGGCACCGUCUCGAGCUGUGCGGUCAUUGGCACUGCGGAUCCUGCCUGCUGCUUGUCUUCAAGAGAGCUCCCCUGCCUUUGGCGUGCUUCGAAAAGGACUGCGCCUCACCGUGGGCGAAAGCCGACAUUACCCACGUGACGGGCAACAACCAGGAUUUGCUGAGUGACCUCGCACGAAGGUCGUUCGAGUGCAGCGUCGCAGCGGACUUGGGCGGAAGAUGGCUGCCCUGUCCGACACCCGAAUGCCACUUUGCGCUGGAUUCCAAAGUGGACGCCGAGGCACAGGGCGUGCACGUCCUGGGCAACGUGCACGUUUGCCCCGGAUGCACCAACGCCGUCUGCUUCCGCUGCCGGUCGCUGUACCACUACGGAAUCUCGUGCGCCACUUUCAAAGACACCAUGUCGCCGAAUGGUGCCAAUGACAAGUCAUGGCUCAACGAAGACCCCGGAAAACGGGUCCUGUGCCCGUCAUGCAAGGCACGCCUGGAGCGUAACACCAGCAACAAGGUGGACGCCUGCUGGUCCUGCCGACGCCUCUUUUGCUGGCGCUGCCACCGCAGCUUCGAGGAUGAUGCCACUGCCGCUAGGGGUCACCGCACACAGUAUUGUCAAACGGCUCCGCUGGGCGGUGACGAUACCUGCUGCGUCAUGUGACAUCUCCCUGCCUAUUAUGGUCAUAUCUCUGAUUAUUACGGAGUCCAAAACAAUUCUCCGCACGUCGCGUUUAAUGGGAGUGGUUUACUCAGCCGUGGCAAAAAAAAAAAUACUUUUAGCAACGUAACGAUGUCAGUGACUGCGCUGAGAGCAUGCAUGACUUUAACUGUGCUUAUAUUCGCCCGGAUAUUAACUCAAAAUGAAGAUUGUCUUUCCUUAUCAAGCUUGCGUGAUAAAACUGUUGCCCCUAGCUAAAAGAAAGUGUGAUCGAAGUUACAGCAAUCUUUGUACGAGACAAACGAAGGAACUAGUUGUCUGCUAAGGAGAAAUGCGAGUUUAAUAUAAAUAUUACCUUUGUCAACGAAACAACAUUCACCAUGCCACGAAAUCACAUGUUAAGUAGCAACGCUUACAGCUAAUUCACCAGAAAAAAGACCUUCUCUAAAAGUUCGUGCUCGAAACGCGAAAGUUAUAGGCCUGUUUGUUCGUGUUUAGUUUCUUCACAAGCAAAUAUUCCAACUCACUGUCGGAUCCAGCAAGAAACCUACAGCGUGCUUUAUGAAGACACUUAUCCAAGUGGGAAAUAUGAAGCUAGGUAUGAGUGCGCGGGUACCAUUGUUUAAAAUUUGCGAAAAUGAACACUAGCAGGUUACUUGAUUUGCCAUAGGGUUAUCUAUAUAUAAGGUUAGGGAAAUUAUUGCUUACAUCGUGCCAUGUAUUUGCAGGCGCAAUUUCAAUGCGAUUAAAACUUACUUCAGCAUCGGACACACUGAAGUCAAGGACGACGGCCAGAAAUUCAAAAGCCUGCCUGUAGCUUUGGCAGGCUGCGUAUGGUCGCGUAUGGUGGUUGGCGGUGGAGAGCUCAAAGAAGUAGUCUCUAGUCAUUAAGACCAGAGCUUCCCGACAUUGCAUUUCUUUGUUGAUGGGAGAUUGCUGCAAAUAAUGCAGUUACGAACCCGACAACACCAGUGAUGUCAUGGCGAGAAGGUGAUUUUCUUUAUGCGAAAUGGAAGAAUGAGGCGUUGCAUAGGCAGAUGCGUGACCGUAGUCUUCAGCGUGGAGGAUGAUGUGCCAUGGUGUGAAAAAUUCAUGUUCCGUUUAUCAAACUCCCUUGGGAGAGUGGAAGAAUGUUUUUUCAUGUGCGAAAAAUAGAGGCAUGUUGUCUCUGAUUUUAGCCUACCCACACGCCGGAGAAAUAGAGGAGGUAAAGGAUGGAUGUGAAAGUUAGUCCAAUUGACUAUGAUAGUGUGUGGUAAACUAUGUACAUGUGCGAUGUCUAAAGAUGUUCUGCCCACAGCACAUCACAAUGCCCACUCACCUCUGAUGAAGUGCUAGAGCCUGGACGUAAAGCGACCUCUCAAGACCCUUCACAGGGAAGAGGUAACGGAGUACAGUUCAUAAUAAAUGCCAGGAGACGACUUCAUUACAAAAGUGAGGCAGGCGCCAGAAGUGCAACAGUCAUGCUGAGCAAUGACAGCGCUUCGUUGAUAAUUAACGACUCCAUAUCGUAAACGGUGCCAAAUGGGUACGAUAUGAAAAUACACCAGCGCUAACGCCCUCUGCAUUUGAACGUGCGUAAUCAGGGGCACGUGAUUAAGAUAGCUGCCAGUCAGACAACUAGCUUCAGAUCGUACGUAAGCAAGCGGACCCACUUAAGGAGUGGAGUAACAAUCCGAUACGAGCGAAUUCAGCAGCCGCGUUUUACUCCAGAUAAUUAUUCUUAAGCUCGGAGCUGAUAGUGUGUAAGCCACAAUUAUCUUGUGGAUAAGAGUUGCGCAUCAACGGGUCCGCGUUGCAGACGCCUCGCAACAGAGCUUUCGGGUAGCAAAGCGCGUAUGCGUAGUUCUGAUGUCUGAGUUGGCCGCUUAUCUUUGCAUCAACUUGAAGGUUUAUUCCUCGUUCACGAAGAACCCAGAAAUUCGCCUAUAACUGCUGCAGCAUGCAAAAUUCGACUAACUAUGGCGUUAUCUUUAUGUGCCUCGGGUGGGGCAUUUAGCACUACGUCCAGGCGUUAUUUCCUCUCGUUAGCUGCUAACACCAUUCGCUUAGCAAACAGUAGAAAGACAAAGUUGUCGAAAACAGCUGAAUCAGAGCGGAUAACUUUGAUGUUUCGCUCUUUCUUCAUGCGCUCAUAUCGGAGUGUUGUACGUUACGUCAAUUAGUGCGGUCUUUCUCAGCUGUCGUCAACCUAAGGCAGCGGGAAACCGUCAGUUCAUAUGAUAGUGACCAUUUAAUGAAACAAUAAACAGCAACACGAAACCACAUUAGAAGAAGUAUCACUUUCAAACCCUGCACAUAAAUAUCUAAUUCAAUCGAGACCUUUCUCUCUUUGACUCUUUUCAAACUCUAUUUGUAUUCACUUUUAUGGGCAAAGAUUUCCUUUUCUUUCAUUUUGGGGCACAAACGCUCCACCGAUAUUUCAAGGUAGUGUCACAGAUUUCAAAAUAACCUUACCUGUUUAUGCACCUUCUGCAAAAGAAUAUCAAAACUAGUUGGCUUAUAAAAUAUUUACUUUAAAUGAAAUGUUUUCCUUGUUCAGUGACAACUAGGCUUAAGCAUGCAGACGGUUGUCAAGAUAUGACAUCACAAUGGGGAUGAAGGGAGACUGGUUCUUGAACGCCAAGUUGGCGUCGCCAAACUUCUCUCGUUUGUAGGCUGCUUCUUUGUUAUGAAGCCUAUGCUCAUGGAAGCAAUAACCUAUUUAG